AUGUUGAGAGUUGGUAGAAAUUUGCCUAAUUUAAUGAGAAGGUUUGGUACUUUCAAAGUACCUUCCAAUAUCAAUAACGAAGCUGUGAAGGCUUUCGGGGUUACUGAUACUAAGGAUUGGGAUUUAUUACGUGCUUCUUUGUUCAAGUGUAAUGAAGGUACUUUGGAUAUUCCAUUGAUUAUUAAUGGUGAACGAUUCUAUUAUAAUGAUACUACUUCUGAUAAGGGGGGGUUAGGAAGGUCUUUCUUCAAACAGCAGAACCCAGCCAACCACGAACAAGUUUUAGCAAAUGUCACUCAAGCCAAUGAUAACGAUAUUUCAUAUGCUAUAGAAUCUGCUAAGAAGGCAAAGAAACAAUGGUCAGAAACACCUUUCUAUGACAGAGCUGCCGUUUUUUUGAAAGCUGCAGAUUUGAUAUCAACAAAAUACCGUUAUGAUAUGCUUGCUGCUACCAUGCUAGGACAGGGUAAAAAUGUAUACCAAGCUGAAAUUGACUGUAUUACUGAGUUAUGUGAUUUCUUCAGAUUCAAUGUUAGGUACGCAUCCGAAUUGUAUGCAAGCCAACCUGUCAAAUCUACUGCUGGUGUCUGGAACACCUCUGAAUACAGACCUUUGGAAGGCUUUGUGUAUGCAGUUACUCCGUUCAAUUUCACUGCAAUUGCUGGUAAUUUAGUAGGUGCUCCAAUGUUGAUGGGUAAUACUGUUAUUUGGAAGCCUUCUCAAAGUGCUACCUUGUCAAAUUACUUACUAUUGACAGUAUUAGAAGAGGCUGGCUUACCAGAUGGUGUUUUGAAUUUCAUUCCUGGUGAUCCAAUAAAGGUUACAGACACAUUACUUGCUGAUAGAGAAUUUGCUGCUCUUCACUUUACUGGUUCAACUGCAGUUUUUAAAAACUUGUAUGGUAAAAUCCAAACAGGUGUGGUGAAUGGGAAAUUCAGAGAUUAUCCACGUAUUGUAGGGGAAACAGGUGGUAAAAAUUUCCAUUUGAUUCAUAAUAGUGCUAAUAUCCCACAUGCAGUUUUAUCAACAAUUAGAGGUGCAUAUGAAUAUCAGGGUCAGAAAUGUUCAGCCACAUCUAGACUAUAUUUACCUGAAUCUAAGAGCAAGGAAUUUGUAUCUGAUUUCAUAGGAACGUUGGAACAGGAUAACAGCAAAAUGUCUCCAGUCAAUACCGCUGCUAGUAACAUUAGGGGAGGUGAUUUACACGGGUUUAUUGGUCCUGUUAUCCACGAACAAAGUUACGAUAAAUUAGCUAAGGUCAUAGAAAAGGCAAAGAAUGACCCAGAAUUAGAAAUUGUAUAUGGAGGUCAAUGCGAUAAAAGCACUGGAUGGUUUGUCGGACCUACACUAAUCAAGACUACUAAUCCGAAACAUGAAUUCAUGACUCAAGAAUUUUUUGGACCUUUAUUGACAUAUUAUGAAUAUCCAGAUGAAGAUUUUAGUAAAAUCUGCGAAAUCAUCGAUACCACAUCCGAAUACGGACUAACUGGUUCAGUAUUCGCUCGUAACCGUAGUGCGAUCGAAGUGGCUAAUUCCAAAUUGAGAUACAGUGCUGGUAAUUUCUACAUCAAUGACAAAUCUACCGGUGCUGUUGUUGCUCAACAAUGGUUUGGAGGUGCAAGAAUGAGUGGUACAAACGAUAAAUCUGGGAGUGGGAAUAUCUUAAACAGAUUCGUCAGUAUCCGCAACAUCAAGGAAAAUUUCUAUGAAUUAACAGAUCAUAAGUAUCCUUCAAAUUAUGAAUAA
Molecule: messenger RNA, 1746 nt
Organism: Vanderwaltozyma polyspora DSM 70294
Lineage: Eukaryota; Fungi; Ascomycota; Saccharomycetes; Saccharomycetales; Saccharomycetaceae
Gene: PUT2
Product: 1-pyrroline-5-carboxylate dehydrogenase
Exons: 1
Coding region: 1-1746 (581 amino acids)
Cellular component (GO): mitochondrial matrix
Molecular function (GO): L-glutamate gamma-semialdehyde dehydrogenase (NAD+) activity
Source: RefSeq, a predicted model, not a curated record